Molecule: messenger RNA, 1804 nt
Organism: Lolium perenne
Lineage: Eukaryota; Viridiplantae; Streptophyta; Magnoliopsida; Poales; Poaceae
Biological process (GO): ubiquitin-dependent protein catabolic process
Source: RefSeq, a predicted model, not a curated record
AGGACACGGAGACGGACACCAACCUGGCCGCGUUCGGAAAUUCCAUGGAUCGAACGUAGAACGUCGAUACGAACGGACCUUUUCCGUCAAGAAUUUGGAAUCCGAAUUGGAGACGUCACCGGUCUUGGUCUUUCACCAUGGGUUAGCUACUUAAACACAACAGACCGAUUGAGUUGUAAAGGGGCAAAACCCAUCGAUACACCACAGCAGGAACUUCCGACGACACCAUCCAUCCAUGGCCAUGGGCAACUCCCGACGACGUCACAUUCACAAAAAGAAAAAGGAGAAGCGGAGACGAGCCAUUGCGCUGGCGGCCAAGGACGCGAUGAGGGGGGUGGCGGUGCUGCGGAGCUUGGACGGCGUGGAGCUGGCGGUGCCCAACGCCGAGGCGUGCCGGUACGGCGCCAAGGUCGAGGAAGACAUCAGGUUCCACCACGCCUGCGGCAGAACGUCCGGAAGCAGCUACCACAGAAAGGGCUGCUCCACCAUCCAUCUCGACGUCCAGUCUGACAUCCUCUUCAAGGUCAUCCACUGCUCCAACCAGCAAACCCACAAUCCUGACUGGGACGGCAGCAAGUUCGUCGCCAGCCUCGACCACGCCACCCUCUUCGACCUCGUCCUUGCCGCCGAAUCCCUCCGGAACCAACCCCUUCUCGACCUCACCUGCCACACCGUCACCGACAUGAUCCGCGGCAAGUCGCCGGCACAGAUCCGCGCCAUGUUCGGCAUCAGGCCUCCACCACCACCCACACAUGGCAGGACAACAAAGAAGCUCGCCACAUCGGAUCAGAAGCCCACGACGACGUUAGAGCUCGAGGAGAGAGCGCUCAGGGCUCUCCACGCGGUUCGCUGCCACAAGUACACCAUAUACGACCCCAAACACCAUUGCUUCCUGUAUACCCGGUUACUACACUUCAACAACUACGCUUUCUUUGACCACGACAAAGAAUGUGAGCUUCGCCGUGGACCCGCGCUUCACGAGAUACAUCCGCCGGUGUGCGAGUCCGUCGUCUUUUCAGGCGUCAACUUCAUCUCCCUCAAGGUGUGUGAGUCCGACGUGGGCUUCCCCAUCAACGUGUUCGGUACCGUCAUCGCAAGGGACGAAGUCGACUAUAAGUGCGUCUACCUCUUCAGGCGCGAAGUGGAUGAUUGCCAGACCAUCACCUCGCCGGAUGGUAUGUUAACUUUGAUGGAUCCAUGCCGAGGGCUUGUUCCCGAUGAUAGUGUUUAUUUGGAAUUCAAUCUAAAGACCAAGUGUGAUGGGGGUGCAAUCAAAGACUUCAGCAAAGGCGUGACAGAAUUCAAUAGUUGCCGCCUCUACUAUGAGAACGAGAGCAGGACCGUGCGUCUAACAACCUGGCUGAGUACUGUGGAAUUGUUGUGUGCAGGCGUAUUCAACCCCGUCGAAGCCUCCAUUGCAAUCAACAUUCUCAAAGGGACAUGUGAUCUCACAAGAUUAGCUGCUUGGCAUACUGGAAAUACCGAGGAUCACAUCAUUCUAUAUGACAGCGGACUAGCUGCAAGCAAUCAGGCGACAACUAAAAUGUCUAAUUCUAUUGCGUUAGCUCGCCGUGUGGUAGCUGUUCCACUGGAUGAAAAGCUGGUUCUCCGUUUUGUUGUUGAUGAUGAUGAUGAAACCGAGGACCUUCUCCUCAUUCUAGGACCCUCUAAUAAUGAACACAAACAUGUGUUCAAGAUGAGUUGCUGCGAGCUGGAGGUGAGAGUUGCUUGGACAAUUGUCCCCAAAAAAAGGAAAAGGUGCAACAAGUGGGAGGUUAUUGGAAACCAACACUUGUUACUAUGA